Messenger RNA from Oryctolagus cuniculus (rabbit), 2581 nucleotides. Lineage: Eukaryota; Metazoa; Chordata; Mammalia; Lagomorpha; Leporidae. The record is from RefSeq and is a predicted model, not a curated record.
GUUAGGGGGUAGUGUUGCCGGAGAGCCAGCCUCGCUCCCGCACUUUCCAGUUCACCCUGUCACCGGGUGCCUCCCCCGAGCUGCAGAGGGUGGGGGGCGGGAGUAGGGGGAGCCAAUCCCAGCAGCGCCAAAGGGGGGAGGCGGCAGUGACAGCCGCGGGGAGGGGGCGGAGGAGAGGCGGCUCGGCUCCGGCUCCGCACUCAGCUCGACUGUGCCUCCGGCUCUGCGCUCACCUGCUGCCCAAGCCUCCCGCUCCUGUCCCAGGUCCCCGGAGCAGGCCCCGCAUCCCGGCCCCAGACCCAACUCUCCCCACCCUCAGCCCCGGCCGCGUGCUACGCCGCCAGGGGGCGCCGUGUGAGCGCCCUAUCCCGGCCACCCGGCGCCCCCUCCCACGACCCAGGCGGGAGGGGGGCGCCGGGGGCCAUGCGGGGCCAGGGCCGCAAGGAGAGUUUGUCCGAUUCCCGAGACCUGGACGGCUCCUACGACCAGCUCACGGGCCACCCUCCGGGGCCCACUAAAAAAGCGCUGAAGCAGCGGUUCCUCAAGCUGCUGCCGUGCUGCGGGCCCCAAGUCCUGCCCUCAGUCAGUGAAACAUUAGCCGCCCCAGCCUCCCUCCGCCCCCACAGACCCCGCCCGCUGGACCCAGACAGCGUGGAGGAUGAAUUUGAACUGUCCACUGUGUGUCACCGGCCCGAGGGUCUGGAACAACUGCAGGAGCAAACCAAGUUCCACCAAGGAGUCAGGUCUGAGUGUCCCAGCGGAAUCGUCAAUGAGGAGAACUUCAAGCAGAUUUACUCCCAGUUCUUUCCUCAAGGAGACUCCAGCACCUACGCUACUUUUCUCUUCAAUGCCUUUGACACCAACCACGACGGCUCCGUCAGCUUCGAGGACUUUGUGGCUGGCUUGUCGGUGAUUCUUCGGGGAACGGUAGAUGACAGACUGAAUUGGGCCUUCAACUUGUAUGACCUCAACAAGGACGGCUGCAUCACUAAGGAGGAAAUGCUCGACAUCAUGAAGUCCAUCUAUGACAUGAUGGGCAAGUACACGUACCCUGCACUCCGCGAGGAGGCCCCAAGGGAACAUGUGGAGAGCUUCUUCCAGAAGAUGGACAGAAACAAGGAUGGAGUGGUGACCAUUGAGGAAUUCAUUGAGUCUUGUCAAAAGGACGAGAACAUCAUGAGGUCCAUGCAGCUCUUUGACAAUGUCAUCUAGCUCCCCAGGAGAGGGGGUUAGUGCAUCCCAGGGGACCACACUCCAGCCCUAGUCUAGGCAGACCUCACCUUCUCUCCCAGGUCUGUCCUCAUCUUAGCCCUACUCUGAGAGCUGUAGGGAUCCAAGAGUCUGGGGACUCCCUAGUCCAGAUCCCUGGAGCAGAAAGGGCCAGACAGCGGGCAGAGUGCAUCUAGGAGGUGUUCCCAGCUCCCAACAGCUUUGACCCCCUUCCUGCCUGACACCCAGUGCUGAGGGCACCCCUGCAGUAGGAAUUGUUGCCACACCUCCCACCUUCACUCCAGAAAUGUUCACACUAGCCAGAAUGUCUCCUCCUAUGGUGCUUCCCCCUCCCUGAUUUCAUAAACAUUUCCCCUAAAAUUCCCUACCCAGUGAGGAUGCUCUGUUCUCCAGUACAGUAGCUGGCUUUUCAGACCAGCCUUUGAAAAGUCCUGUGAGAGGGGGAAAAGGAUGUAGAGGAAGAAAUGAUGGCUCUGAGCUGCUGGUUAGGUCCUAGGAAGUGGCUGGGCAGGAACACAGGAAGGCCUGAGAAGACUGUGAGAGCUCAGGCGUGCCAGGCUGUAGCUCCGAUUUCCACAGGUCUGCUAUCCCCCCUCCAUCAGAAUGUGAGUUUCUAGGCUUUUUGGAAGAUAUCUCCUUGGAAACACUGCAGAAAUUUUCCAUUCCCUCCUAGUCUCCUAGGAGAGCCCGGGAUCCAGUUAUCUGCCACAUCCCUAGAAUUCUUUCCUCCCCACCCUCCUGCUUGUGUUGGUGGUGGGGGCAGCAGGAGAAUGAGAAUAGGGGUGGAUGUCCUUGCUGACACCUGCCACACUUUCUGCCUGCCCGGCCUGCUCCUCAGCUGCUUUGAUGGCUAAGGCUUGAGUCUGCAUUUGCCACGUCCUCUAGAUUUGGAGGUAUGGAGUGAGUCAGGGACCUUCCCAAACCUCGGUCCUUUCGCUCUCCCAGCGGAUGCCUUAGACGAGGGGAAGAGGGAGGCAGGAGGCAGGCAUAGCAUCUGAAUGCAGGGUGGGGACUUCAUUAGAAUCUUUAAACAACCCAGGCUCGACUUAAACUACACACAGCCUCCUCGAUUCCCUGGGGUCUCCCUUUUGCUCUGUUCAGUCUACCCAGAGAUGUCCCUGAGCACAGAUAGAGGGCAGGGACCACGUGGUUGCCAGCACCGCUGCCAUGCUGCCACCCCUAAUAUACCUGCUUGUCCCAUUUAGCUCCCAGUCAGCAGCAUCUGAAGAGAAGGGCCCCAGGGGGCCCCCUUUCCAUCAGAACACUGCUGACUGCUUUGCAUUUUUGGCUCUUCUGUAUAUUUUGUAAAAUAAGAAGUACACCAGAUCCAAUAAAACACAACGGCUAUGCA